AUGGCCAAUCUUUCAUCAAGCACGCGUGUGCUUUUGUUCACUGGCCGGCGGCGCUUUGCACGAUGCGCCGAUUCAAGCCUUCGUUUCCCAGUCCAAGGAUCGCUUUCCGCACAACGACGAAGGAAUUCCACUGGAAACGAUGGAUUCAAUGCGCCCAAAGGCUUCAAGCCGCGCACUGCGACAUCUACCGAGCCCACAGCCUCCACUGCAAGCCGGUUAUUCCGCUCCGAAGCAUCGCGCAAAGGCCUGGACUCGAAACCUGAUGAGCCAGCACCGAAAGGCCGGCCCUCUAUCGAUACCUGCGGGCAGUAUUUCAACAGCGAAGAGUAUUAUCGCUACUACCUCCGCCCUUCCAAGCCAUACCAUGGAUUCGAGGCGCCCGGACAUUGGCUGACCAAGAUCGAUGUCAACACCAUCCGAGAGGAACUGCCGGUCGCAUUGCAAGAGCGACCGCUUGACUUCUUCUCAAGCCCUUCCCGGGAUAUGACCAUGGCGAGAAGAUGUCUCGAAGUUUGGUCCACGAAUGUCGAGUGCUCUAGACAAGGGAUACGCGAGAAGAUUUCAAGUGCUCGUGCUGGGUCUGCCGCUGAGGCGUGGCUAAUGGAAGACUUUGACUCUGCUGAUCUCAGCGCAGACCUUGGAGUUGGCUUUCUGAGACCGCUGGUUCACUGUCUGGUCGCAGAAGAGAAGCAGUGCAAUAUAUGGGCAUGGCUGAGGAGUCCACGCAGCCCUCGAGUGCUUUCGUCGCAGUCUGCAUAUGAACGUGCCGUGUGGCGUACGGCAGUACUCCGUUUUCUCGUGGAGUCAGAAGCCUAUUGGGAUCCGGGAGGCAUCAACCAAUCUCUUCGAGCAUUCGACAAAGUGUGGAGUCUCGAGACGACCUCUGGACCUUCCCUUGUACGCGGCGAUAUGACUUUUGGAAAAUCAAUGGCUGGGCUCUGGAUAUUCAAACAGCUACUGUUUAACGGCGCGAACCGUGCUACUGACGUUGAACUUUAUGACAACUUCGUGUCAACAAUGCCACGUUGGAAUAAGCUCCAUUUCGGCUACGAGUUUAAUCGUGUGAGAUUGCUGCAAGUACAUCCUUCCAAGCCGGAUAUAUUGCUAUCGCUGGACUUCUUGCGACAAUGCCUUGAUGCAAUUCCUCGACCAGAUCACGUGCGGGAGUUUUUCAAGAAGUGGGUUGCAUAUGGAUUUCUGUGCGAUACAGCGAGAGCUCUUGAGCGUGCAGGUCUCAAAGCCGAAGCACGAUGGGUGCUUGAUAUCGGUCGUGCAGAAAUGCCAAAACAUUUCACACACAGUCCUCGCCUGAAUGCCCACACGGACCGAACGCCUAUGGUUCGUAUUCAUGAGGGGCUGACAAGUCAGCGACGACAGGUGGUCGACUCCGAGCGCGGGAAGAGAAGACAGGAGUACUUCGAUUAUAGGGCUCAACAAUAG
This is a messenger RNA of Zymoseptoria tritici IPO323, 1440 nucleotides long. RefSeq lists its product as uncharacterized. NCBI's taxonomy places the organism in Eukaryota, Fungi, Ascomycota, Dothideomycetes, Mycosphaerellales, Mycosphaerellaceae. The transcript has a single exon. The record is from RefSeq and is a predicted model, not a curated record. The coding region runs from base 1 to 1440 and encodes 479 amino acids.